AAAAUGAGAACGGCCAUGGCUUCGUCGCUGUUGAACGGCGAGAGAGCCGUGGUUGUUCUCUUCAUCUCCCCCAUCCUCGUGGCCACUCCUUUCUCUCUCCUAUCGGAGUCCUGUUUCCUCUUUCUCCUCACCCUCUUCGCCCUAUUCCUCGAGAUAUUCGCCGAAUCUUCCAAUUCACUCGACCAAUUCAAGAUCAGGCAUGCAUUCCCCUCAAUUCUAGCUCUUUAUCCAUUUAAAUCACGUUUUACGGUUAGGGUUUCUCGUUUGAGGCCAGGAGCUUCGUCCGGGAUUCUACUGGGAACUGUCACACUACCAGGUCUUAUGAUCUCAAAGUUGAUACAACUGUCGAGAGUUCUAUCAUUACAGCAAACUGGCUUUGAAGGGUUGGGAAAUCCCUAUUCAGUUUGUCUUAUUCUUCCUUUGGAGUUACGCUUUGUUGGUAAAACAAAGGUGUUCAAUUUGAGUUUUCCUUCCACAGAGCUUGAAUAUCUUCGGUUGCAAUAUUGGGCUGCAUCUGCUUGCUGCUUCAGUGUCCUUGUAUUCCUUGGCUUUGUUCUUCGACCACAGUCUAGCAGUAUACAUCCUGUUGCAGCACACGGUUAUUGGGGUGUAAAGAUUAGCAUAAGUUGCAUAGCUCUUUAUGCAGCAGCAUGCUUUGUGGAUUUUGCUACAAAAUCACAUUUUGGCUGGUCUCUGGCAUUAAAGUUGUUAUGGUUGCUCUGUCAAGGUUUUGCUGCUGUGAGAUUAAUUCAACAUGUGCUUCAUACUUUCCCAUAUUGUGCCUCAAUUGUGUUUGUUAUUUAUCUCUUCUUAGGGGAAGCACUUUUGGUGACUUCUGGUCUUGUUUUAUAUUUUGGGGACAUGUUUACACUCACCUAUUCAAAGAUUCAUGGACAUUUGACAUCAUCAGCGCUUCUGUUUGUAGAAUAUGGAGUCAAAAGAAGUGAGAUAAGCAUCAUUAUUCAGGGCAUAGUGCUUGGUCUCCUUAUCUUUCCAGUAUUCUUUAAAUUUAUUAUCCAAAUUUGGGAACGCUUUACCAGUCCAGCAUCUUCAGUGGAAAGCAGAAACCAUCAUAUUAGAUGCUCUGUCAUUUUUUAUGCUUCCCUGGCAUUCAUCUUGAUUGCAAUCACACCAACAUGGAUUCAGCUUGUUGGAGAUUUUCAUUUGAAUCCUAUAUUAUGGCAUUUUGAAGUUGGUUCUGGUACUGGCAUUGGCAGCAAUUUUAGAGUUGGUUCUGUUGCAUUUGCAUGUGUUCCGUAG
Thlaspi arvense is the source of this 1260-nucleotide messenger RNA. NCBI's taxonomy places the organism in Eukaryota, Viridiplantae, Streptophyta, Magnoliopsida, Brassicales, Brassicaceae. The record is from the annotation of a GenBank genome assembly.